Hypoxylon fragiforme is the source of this 967-nucleotide messenger RNA. Its product is annotated as PTPLA-domain-containing protein. The record is from RefSeq and is a predicted model, not a curated record. Gene Ontology annotation, molecular function: 3-hydroxyacyl-CoA dehydratase activity. Lineage: Eukaryota; Fungi; Ascomycota; Sordariomycetes; Xylariales; Hypoxylaceae. Gene Ontology annotation, biological process: fatty acid elongation; very long-chain fatty acid biosynthetic process; sphingolipid biosynthetic process. Bases 177 to 884 code for a protein of 235 amino acids. Gene Ontology annotation, cellular component: endoplasmic reticulum membrane. The transcript is spliced from 3 exons.
CAGCAUUAUUUUUAUCCUACCUGGAACUUACCUGCUCUUCCCACGAAAUCAUAAUAUUUACACACACGCACACAAAUCCACGAAAUUUACAACUUUGAAAACCUCGCCCCGCCAUUGAGCACGAACCGUUUGAAACUCUCAAGACAAAACCCAAACCAAGCAGCGAACCAACCACGAUGGCCGAUACCGCGAAACCCGCGAGGAAAGCCUCGCCCAUCAAGACCGCCUAUCUCAUCCUAUACAAUGCGGCGUCCGCCAUCCUGUGGUUCAGCGUCCUCGCCAAUGUCAUCAACGUCAACGUCUCGGCCGGCACCCCGAAGCCCGUAUACCCGGCCAUCGGCCAGUUCACCAAGUGGACGCAGACGCUGGCUGGCAUGGAGGUUCUGCACUCGCUACUAGGCGUCGUCCGCGCCCCCUUCAUCACGACCUUCAUGCAAGUAUUCAGCCGGUACGCCAUCGUCUGGGGAAUAAUCGACCUGUUCCCCUCCCUUGCGCUCGGUUUCCCCUCCAGCGGCGGGGGCGACUACUACUCGUCGGCCGCGUACUCGUCGAUGCUGCUGGCGUGGGCGACGACCGAGGUGAUCCGGUACACGUACUUCGCGCUGGCGCUGUCCUCGGGCGGCAACCCACCGUACGCGCUGCACUGGCUGCGGUACCACGCCUUCUUCGUGCUGUACCCCGUCGGCAUCUCGAGCGAGGCGUACCUCAUCUGGCGCGCGGUCGAGCCGGCAAAGGCGGGCGUGAGCCCACUGUACUCGACGGUGCUGUUUGGAUAUCUUGCGUUGGUGUAUCCGCCUUCGUCAUACAUCAUGUACACACACAUGAUGAGCCAGAGGCGGAAGGUCAUGAAAGCAGCCAAGACAGAGGGCAAGAAGACGCAAUAGAUGAUAUUGGUAUAAAUCUACUUAUUUUUAUAUCAUGAUUGGCCAAAAGGGUUAUGAGACCUCGAGUUACGAGACUCCUUGGG